AUGCUUUACCUGGUACCAUGGAAAAUUCUAGCUCUCGAAUCCAAGACACCAAGUUCGAAAUUGACGACGAAGAGGACGUGGUGGAUGAUGAUAUUCAUAAUGUUGGGUUUGAUGAUUUGGGUCGAUGUUGGAAGCAGGCGGGGAUUCCUAAUUCCUGGUGAUCUCGUCGAAGUUAUGAACGAUGAACUGGACAUAAUUCGACCAUUUCUACCAUCGCCAGAAAUUGAACAAUUGGAUACUUCAAAUAUUCCCAAACUUGGACCACAAAUUCCUAGGGAAGUGACCAAGCCUAUAGUGGAUCAAAUGCUUGGGUUCUGGGCUGAAUCUGAAGCGAUUUAUCAAAGAACUUUUUCCGUGCUUGAUCAUGCUCACAGUCUUGUUGCUAAAGAUAAAUCUUUUCGGUACGCUACGCUGGUCGAGCUAGCUAAUGAAAUUAUUCCACGAAACAUUCCGAGAACCGAGGAUGGUACGCAUUCUUACCCUGCAUUGUAUGCUCUACAUCGGUCCCUUUUGCGCGAUGGGAUUGGCUUUCGGCCACAAUUGAGAGGCGCAACUAGAACCGGCGGGCAGUACGAAAUUAGCUCCAAAAUAGAGGUAAAGAAUAUUAUAAAUGUGGUCGAGGAGGUUCGCAAGUAUCAAAAGGCUCCAGCCACGAACUUUAAGUUUCAAAAAAGCUCUCUACUGAAAUGGGUGAAAGAUUGUCAGGGAGCUGUAGACGAGAGUCGCAAAUCACGUCAGCUCACAACUCAUGGUACUAUUAAAACGCUAGCUGCAUCGGAGGAUAAUAAUAACAUUCGACGGAAAGUUGCUCCAUCACCAUAUACAGAAUUUAUAAAAUCAUGGGCGGCUUUCCAGACCAUUGAUCGCAAUUCUACAAUCAAUGCAGCGGGUUCAGCCCUUCUUCGAUUCAUGGAACGAUACAAGAACUUACAAUUGGAUCAAAGCACCGCGUGGACUUUUUUGCAAGAAAUUGGUGCUCAUGAAGUUGAUGAUGGAGUGUCCAUCGAGCGCACUGGAACACCAGGCGAGUAUUGGGUUCAUGUUCAUGCAGCGGAUCCUGCGUCACGAUUAGAAGCAAAGGGUGAGGUUGCGGAUGAAAUCGCAAAUCGCACCGAAACGAUUUACUCGCCCAGUGAAGUUCAUUUCCUAUUGCCGUCCGAUUUCGUGCAAGAUAACCUCAGUCUCGACACGAGCCGUCCGUCUUUAACAUUUAGCGCAAAGAUGAAUUUGAAUGGUGAUAUAUUGGAGACACACAUAUCUCCGCGCACCAUUCUAGAUGUAAAAUUUAUGACGCCCCAGGUGGUUCAAGAAGUCAUUUCUGGUGGCAAUUCUCAAAGUUCUAAAACAAGUACUACUACCACCACCGUUGGCUUGCCCAUUGCCCCCGUUUCGGAGAAGAGGAACAUGCUUCAGAGCAGUCAGCUUUCUCACGAGCACAAAGACGACCUCCGAAUACUACAUAAAAUUGGCGAUGCUCGGCUCAAGCAACGUGUAGCCAAGGGCGGUGUCUCCAUGAACUCUGCUCAAAUGGAUGUGUCAGUCUCACCCACAGGGGCAACGAUCCAGUUACAGAAAGAACAAUUCAAUCCAGGAUCGAGAAUAGACGCAGUUGCACCACUUAUGCUAAUCGCUGCUGAAGUUGCAGCGCAAUGGUGCCACGAAAGAGGUGUUCCAAUCCCUUAUCGUAUCACUGCUCGCAACGUAAGCAAAAGAGAUCCACUGGAUUUCUACAAGGAGGUCGUAAUACCAUCCUUGGACGAAAAUGGCUAUCCUCCAGCAAGUAUUGCUGUACAAUAUUUUCAGCUACUUGGCUCAAUACUUCCAUCCACCAUACCGGGCCCGCACAUAGCUGUCGGCGUUGAAAUGAUGGCUAAAUGUACAAGCCCUCUACGUCGAUAUGGAGAUUUAUUACUCCACUGGCAAGUCCAGGCAACACUUCGAGAAGAAGCACGUCUAGGGCAUGAUCUCAGAGGUAACACCAAAGAAGACUUCCUUCCUUUCUCAAAAGUCGAGCUUGACCGCAUCAUAACACAUCUUGAUGCUCGCGAAAGGAUGAUCAAACAAGGCAACAGGAAUUCGAUUAGACAUUGGCUAUGUCAUUUCUUAGUCCGCGCAUGGCGGUUUAAAGAGGCUGCCCUUCCUCCCACCUUCCGAUUUACUGUUAGUCAGGCUAGGUCUGAUAGCACUUGGGGUACAUUGGACUUCUUUGAUGCCUAUGCAAGAUUAGUAGGAUCUGAAACUCGUGAUAUUGGAGAUGUAAAAGCUGGCGAUUUGUUUGAGGUUGAGUUGGAAGAUGUCAAUGUAUACUUACGUAGCAUAACUGUUAAAGCGAUUCGUCGUUUGACAUAA
Sclerotinia sclerotiorum 1980 UF-70 is the source of this 2349-nucleotide messenger RNA. RefSeq lists its product as hypothetical. The transcript has 3 exons. The record is from RefSeq and is a predicted model, not a curated record. Gene Ontology annotation, molecular function: 3'-5'-RNA exonuclease activity; RNA binding. The coding region runs from base 1 to 2349 and encodes 782 amino acids. Gene Ontology annotation, cellular component: P-body; exosome (RNase complex). Gene Ontology annotation, biological process: mRNA catabolic process. Lineage: Eukaryota; Fungi; Ascomycota; Leotiomycetes; Helotiales; Sclerotiniaceae.